Messenger RNA from Amoebophrya sp. A120, 5246 nucleotides. The record is from the annotation of a GenBank genome assembly. NCBI's taxonomy places the organism in Eukaryota, Dinophyceae, Syndiniales, Amoebophryaceae.
CAAGAGGAUACUUGUUUUGUCGAUAGGGUUAGAGAGAUAAAUAGUGCCUAUGUAUCAGAUCUAGUAAAGUCAGUGGCAUCCUGUAACGCUCGCAAUUAUUUGGAAAGACAUGCGUACUAUCGGAAGGAUUGGGCUUGAGGCCCAGUACAACGCGCGAACCGGCUCUGCAGUGAAGGCGGAGCAUGUCUGGUUCGUCCGUUCCAUGCUGGCGUUACUGACAGCCGCUGCGGUUUCGCUUUGGGAUUUCGUCGUGCCAUAUUUUUACUUCGAGCUGUUCCUGCCCACAGUUGGCCGCUAUGCACUUACCGAAGCGUGGGUUGCCAGUGGGGCCUUCUUCCUCUGGAUUAACGUUUUCAGUCUCAUCCGGACCGCCGGGCUCCGUAGCGAGACGCUUAAUAAGUGGCACAUACACGAUUACAAGGCCCGCAUGGCCGGUCGCGGCUGGACCGUAGAAGCAGAGGCGGGGGAUGUUGGCACUGUUAGCCACAUAUCUUCCGCCGCCAGGAGCGAUGUUGUUUUCGCGAGCAGCGAAGUAGAGGCGGCCAAGACGACGUCCCGAAAAAAUCUACGCCAGGAGAAAUGGACGUGGAGGCAGUAUUUGUUUCAGAGUCAGGGCGCAAAGAAAGCUUUUCUGCCAGUUUUCGUCUACAUGUUGGCGAUAUUUCUAUUCCACGAGUUCGUACGCAAGAGGCCACCGCUAACGGAGAGGUACCCGGAUAAAUUCCGUUGCCUGGCGGAACUGGGUUUCGGAGUGGUUGCGUACGUAUGGGCUCAGAGAAAUUCAUGUCUAGUACCAUGUUCGAAAAUUUAAAUUUCGCAGUUUUCGAAUAGCGCCAAUGGCAAAACAUUGCGCGCCUCCUUUGCUUGUGCAAGUUGCCCAGCCACGGAGCUGCUGCCAGAGUCGAACCGCUACAGUUCUGCAAGAAGUAGCGACGGCAGCGCCGGCGCCGCGCUUUUUAUUUCGCACGUUAAGCGCUUCGGCCCUCUGGGUUAUGACCUCACUCCUGGCAUCCUGCUCUGUUGUGGUCGUCGCCCGGGCACAGGCCUGCCGCCCACGUUGGGGCCUUUGCCCGAAGAAAAAACUGGAGCAGUUGCACUGGUCGCCGGCUUGUGUUUCUCGGUCUUAGGUGUUUCGGCUCAGUUUGGUGGCUCUGCGUGUUUUCGGUUUUCGGCGGUUUUGUCGGCCAUCGGGGGCCGCGAUUUGGGGGCAGGGCAUAGGGGUUCUGGCCGCCGGGAGCGUCUGUAGUUCGCCCCUCUGAGUGGCAGAGCGACACCUCUACAGACGGCAAGCAUUCACGAUCGGCACUGGCACUAUGAAGAUUGUGGCUAAGAAACCAGCUGAGUGGAGUGCGUUGCGAACCACUUUAGGGCAUGUUCUGAAUAGUGAGGGGCCCGGCUCCGGUUUUCAGGGGGUGCGCUCUGUGGUCCCCUCGCGGUGUGUAGCUGCAAGGCUUUGCCGGAAGGUGGCUGCCCGAGCCCUCCUUCCGGCGCCCUCCAGGCAUUCUCUUGUGGGGUGUUUUAAGUCGUCGUCGAUGUGGCGCCACGCUAGGGCCAGCUCGGAAAAGGAAGGGCAUUAGGUCCGCGCCCGGCUUCGCAUAGGCCAGGGCGCAAGAGGUUUCGGGCCGUGGACAAGCAAAGCCAACAAAGCUGAGCGCCUUCGCCGUGGUUCGGCAAGCUGGUUGCCCUUCGUGAAGUGAAGCGCCUCAACUCCGGCCAUUUUUGUAAAACCCGCCCCCGACUGCGAGGUGGCUCGAGGCGAGACAAAUGACACGGCCCCACGUGGAUGCCAGCAUAGGCAGGCUCCUCCCGCUUCGGCCUCUGGGGCAGGUAGGUCUGCAAGGGUUGAGCGGCCUCAGCUCAGAAGGGGGCGAUGGGCUUUGCCUUCAAAGCUGAAGCGCCUCGGGUCUGGCCAUUUAGAAGAAAGCAGCGGGAGGGCCGGGGCCGUUUCCGGGUUGGGACGAGGGGCGCCUGGGUUCCGAAGAAUGUGGCGGAGGUUUGGAAGGAGGGGGUCCAGGCUCCGGAUGAGGGCGCUUGGGCUGUGGAAGAAGUGGUCUGGGUUCCGCGUGAAGGGGGCCGGGGCCCACAGGAGAAGACCUGGCUCCGGGAGUAGGCGGCUGAACUUGUAGAGGAGGUGGUCCGGGUUGGGAAGGAGAAGGCUCGGGCCCCAGGGGAGGUAGCGGGGGUUGGGGGAGGAGGUAGUUGGGACAUCUGCUGGCGCUAGUGCAAAUUGUUGGGGAUGAAUCGUUUUCGUUUUGGAUUUGCGUUCGACUCUUCCGGCUACACCUUGCAAUGAGUCCAGGCAGGGACUCCUUGCAAGGACUCCUUCGAAGGAGUCUUUUAAAUUUACGCACUUGAAUUUAUUGCCAUUGGCAACAAAUUCAAGUGCGUAAAUUUAAAAGACAGUAAAUUCAAGUGCGUAAAUUUAAUUAUGAAGAGAAAUAGUUGAGACUCUAUUGAAAGAGUCAUUGCAGUGAGUCGUUCCAGUGACUCUUUUAAAUUUUCACACUUGAAUUGUUACCCAUCGGGGGUAGCAAAAAAAAGAGUGCUGAAAGCGACUCGUUUUUCGAGACCAAUAACAGCCCCAACAAAUUUUCACACUUGAAUUAAUUUCCACCAGGAGGAGUCGCCUUCGUCAGUGGCGAAUAGAUUUUCAGUUUACAAUGGGCAUUUUCACCUCUAGGUGAGAGGCGAAAGCGCUGUCGCCUCUCACCUAGAGGUGAAAAUCCUCAUUGGUAACUGAAAAGCUUUUCAGUUACCAAUGGGGAUUUUCGCCACUCGGUGAGUGGCGAAAGCGCUUUCGCCACUCACCGAGUGGUGAAAAUCCCCAUUGGUAGCUGAAAAAUGUUUCAGUUACCAAUGGGGAUUUUCACCAGCCGGGGGCCGGCGAAAGGCAUUUACACACUUGAAUUUCUCAGGCUCUAAAAGAAAAGCGGCGUUUUUCUUUUAGAGCCUGAGAAAUUCAUGUGUGUCAAAUUCGAUUUCUUCAAAAAGUUCAACCUUUGGCCGCCGUGAUCCGGAGCUGGCAAUCAAGCCAGCCCCGACGGUCGGCGACCAACCGCCUUGUUGGCGAAAGCGGAUUGGUUCAACAUUUACACACAUGAAUUUCUCAUGCUCUAGAAGAAAAACGCCGCUUUUCUUUUAGAGCCUGAGAAAUUCAUGUGUGUCAGAUUUGAUUACUUGAAAAGAUUGAACCUUUGGCCGCCGUGAUCCGGAGCUGGCAAUCAAGCCAGCCCAGACGGCCGGCGACCAGCCGCCCUUUUGAUGGAAGGGGAUUGGCUCAACAUUUACACACAUGAAUUUCUCAGGCUCUGAAAGAAAGACGCCGUUUUUCUUUCAGAGCCUGAGAAAUUCAUGUGUGUCGAAUUUGUUGGCUUCGGAACCUCAAAGCCGUGGUGGGCACCUCAUGGACUAGGCAAUGGAGCCAACCUCGGCGUUCGGGGAUCAAGCGGCUCCGGAUCGAGGGCCGGCUUGUUCGAAGUCCACAAAAGAGAAGCUCCAGAGUUCUGGAAGAAAAACGGCGCGUACCUUUCAGAGUUCUCGAAGCCCCCUUUUCGGGGCCUUGUUGACUUUGGAAGCUGAAUGGGGUUCGCCGGGGCCGGGUUUUGGGCGCGUGUUAUAAGAUUCGCAGAGGGUUUCGAAGUUUGCGAAUUUUAAAUUUUCAGAAAUGGACUCUCACAUGAAUUUCCGAGAGCCUAUAGUACGACUUCUUGAUGUUCUGGAUUCACGUACUUUUUCUGCACCAAAUUCCGCUAAAAACGCUCUGUUCGAGGAACCGUCUCGUGGACUGGUGGGUGACCACGACACAGCAGCGCAACAAGACGCUGGUGCUCACAGCGUGGUGGGGCCGUGGGACAACGGCGCGCUCUCAGGAUGAAGACCGGGAAAAUAUUGAAUCGUCUGGCAAGAAAAACCAAGUGUGGAUCAUGUGGCGCGGAAGAAGCAAAACGACAACGAGGAAAUCAAGUGAAGAGGACCACAACUCCUGUCGGGGAAGCACAGUGGUCCCUAGGUCGGUUCCGGCUGGCACCACAACGAGAAGUAACAACGCAGUUACACAACUCGUGGAGAAGAACAAGAAAUUCGAUCAGAUCAUGCAGAUCGGCCAUGAUCAUGUGAGCCUUGGUGCCCAGGCUACUAUUUGCCGCUCCUUCCAACCCUCCAAUCCACCGGGUAAGGUCAGCAAGUGGCACUCGCGACACCAUAGUGCGGCGGCGGCGGCGCUGUGGCCGGUGGACACGGUGCACCACGGGCUGUUGGACGGUUUUCUGCAGGUCGCAGUCAACAUUGCGGUGCAGCAGAAGAGCUUUUUGUUUUUCCCGGGCAGUUAUCAAAUGCAAACAUGUCUGGGUCUGGAAACUUGUGAUGCUAAAAUGUGGAUGAGGAUGAUGGAAACACUUCCGACUGCAGCCCACCAUGACAGUCCGCAGGGGAAACUGCGUUUUUGCAUGACAGCACAGAUGGCUGCGGCUUUUGUCGGUUAUGUUGAGCUAGCAUUACAAGUUCCAGCUUCCCAGACCCAGACAUAUUUGCAUUUGAUAGCAGUCUUCCUAAGCACGACUUCACGCGUUUGCUGCACAAUGUGCUGAUCACCUUUCUCUUGACCGAAUCCCACUCCGGCCUGGAUGCGCCGUUUUCGCUGCACCGCGUCCUGGGUAAGAAGUUCUACGUAUGAAAUGCAAAUGCAUCGUACUAGUAGAAAUCGCAUGACAAAUUCUCUCAGCAUGAAAAAUGAAGUUUGUAAUGCGGAUUGAGGUUAAGAAGGAGAUUUGUAAUGCAUGACUGGGAUUAUUACGAGUACGAUACUUUUGCACAGGAUACUACGGCGGCGCUUGGAAUCAUGACGCGCAUCACGCGGGCGGAAACCGUCACCUCCAACAGUUCUUCUGCUACCUGGACUGGUUCUUCAAGCUGGACGAACAACCUGCGUGAUGGGAGUGUAGCGAUGUUGAGGUAGCCAGGACUAGGAGGAGCAGUAUUUCAUCUGGCAGGAAUUAUGAAUGUAUCACGUCGUUUUUCGACAGGUCGCGGGCGUCGUGGUGAAGCUUUUUACACAUUUUCCGUUUGUUGUCCUGCCAUACUUGUAAAGUCGCAGGUGGCAGUGGCAGAAGCAGUAACUGUACCAUAAAGCAUGAGGCCCAAUGAAUGUUUCACUGUGAAGUACAACUUGAGCUCCAUUUUCGCUGUCAGAUUCAUGACGAAGAAGGGACCACAAUGAAUACUACUAUUUUCAUUCUUGAAGCGACCUU